Didymodactylos carnosus is the source of this 561-nucleotide messenger RNA. NCBI's taxonomy places the organism in Eukaryota, Metazoa, Rotifera, Eurotatoria, Philodinida, Philodinidae. The record is from the annotation of a GenBank genome assembly.
AUGAGUACGGAUGCUAUUGAGGCAUGGAAAUGUCAUCAGCUACGAGCUGUGAAUCAGGAUCUGUCAAGCCAAGAACUGCUGCAGGAUCUGCCUGCCAAUUCAGUUUAUAUUCUAACAGAUUGGGCGAUGAAAUGGCUUCCGGAAAAAUACAUGAAGCCACAGGAAGACUUUUUCGCCAAGCGAGGUUUAUCAUGGCAUAUUAGUGUGGUGGUGAAGAAAGUAACUAGUACUACUACAAAAAGCACACAUCCAAAGAAUACUACGGGUAAUGAUGAAAGUGAGAAUGAAGAAACUAGUGACGAAGAGGCCGAGGAAGAAGAAAUGUCUGCACAAAAUAGUUAUACUCAUACAGUUUAUGUUCAUGCUAUGGAUCAUUGUGUUCAGGAUAAUGAAUCUGUCGUUGCCAUUCUUCAAGAUGUAUUGACACGUGUUAAAGCAGAUGAUCCAUCGAUAGAAUAUGCGUACUGUCGUGCAGAUAACGCAGGAUGUUACCAUUCUGCCGGUACAAUCCUGUUGUUACCAAUGAUAUCUGAAAAAACUAAAAUCAAAAUAUUCUCUUAA